Molecule: messenger RNA, 1115 nt
Organism: Nymphaea colorata (pocket water lily)
Lineage: Eukaryota; Viridiplantae; Streptophyta; Magnoliopsida; Nymphaeales; Nymphaeaceae
Exons: 4
Coding region: 9-653 (214 amino acids)
Source: RefSeq, a predicted model, not a curated record
CCGAAACGAUGGCAAGCGCAUACGAGUGGAUGGCUCCCCCCGUUGUUCGACACCCUGCCUACCCAUGCAAACCCCUCUCCCUCGUUCAAAGGCCGCCAACCCAUGCUUCUGACCUCUGCAAUGCCUGCAGCUUUCCGAUCAGUGGCUUCCGUUACAACUGCGGCUCUUACAACCUCCACCCUUACUGUGCAGGCAUUUCCCCCCAUCUCUACAUUCAACAUCCUCACCUCCCUGGCCCCCCUCACCUCGCCACCCUCAUGUUCUUCCCUCCCUAUCUGAGUGGGAAAUUCACCUGCGACAUCUGCAGAAAACUGGGUGGCUCUCACUGGCUCUACCGUUGCACGGUCUGCAACAACUUCGACGCUCAUCUAGGUUGUGCGAUGAAUGCGGCGCAGCUUCAAUUUCAAGUUCACCCUCAAUAUUACCUGCCAACGACUCCUGUCUAUCAACCUUAUAAUAGUGGCGGUGGUGGUAGUACCGCAUACGCCUCAACUCCUUCAUCCGAUCCCUGGAAAAAAUUCGGGAAGUGUAUGUGGGCCGUCGUGCGGCUGGCAGAUUUAGCCCUUGGUACUGGUGGUUUGAUUGACCUUGGUUCCUCCCUCUUUGAUAACAUGGAUUUGCUGUCGGGUGCCGGGAGUCUCCUGAGUUUCUGAACGGCACAUGGAAUAUGCAGCACUCCACAUGGAAUACGUUCCACUGUGUUCUCCUCUCAACAGUCGUUGAGAGUUGGUGAUAUUUUAGCACAUUGACUUCAUUUAAUCAAUCUCUCUCUCUCUGUAUGCCAAUGGACCAAGUCAAGAAGCUCUCUCUUCCUCGCUCUCCCUCCUUCAAGAUGCCAUGAAAUGCAUUUAGUACUGCUUUCAGCAUUCUCAUUCGGUCGCCCACAGCAGUCAUUAGCUCUAAUCUCUGUCUCUCUUUAUAUCUCAACCCGCGGACCAAGUCAACCAAUAAGCUAACCCGAUCAUCCCAACAACAGAGAAAGGACUCAGAUUCACACAUCGAAAUUCACGGUAAAAUCCAGGGCAAUCAAACAGGUCGUCCCGAUUCGCCUCGAUGAAGGCAUGUAAACUAUUAUUCGAGCACAGGAGUGCUCCGAAGGAUGUUAGACGUUUCUU